AAGGAACAUGCGUUCGAGACAGACCCAGAACAGCAUAGAUUUAAGUCCUUGCCACUAAUGAACAACAGGGCCAGUGACAUCAACUCCCUUGAGAUGAGACCCACUCUCUCCCAGCUCCACGCGGACUUGAAGUCGUUUGAGCACCAUUUUGCCUGGUUGAGCAGAGCAUCAAGGAAACACCACCACCCUGCUCUCCCUAAACUGGGACAGAUGAUGUCACUCAUCAAGUCUCUCACCAGCAUGCUAGAGCAUCAGAUGAUGAGAGUUGAUGCUCAGCGUCUCUCUCCUCCCUCUCCCUCGAUGCCGCCUGCACCCCCCUCCCAGUUUGAUGUGUUACAGUCUUCCCAGGAGCUGCUACUACAGUUCAGACUCUUCUGUGAUUGGGCCCAACGAGUGUUCUCAGUGCUCAGUACAAAGUCCAAAAUGUCCCUGAAGUGCUAUAGUCUUAGAUACACAGAAAUCCACACUUACAACCAAUGGGGAUUCUACUAG
Molecule: messenger RNA, 492 nt
Organism: Salvelinus sp. IW2-2015
Lineage: Eukaryota; Metazoa; Chordata; Actinopteri; Salmoniformes; Salmonidae
Source: RefSeq, a predicted model, not a curated record